AUGCUUCUCCUCCCCAGUGGGAGCUUCGACAAGGGCCUUUGGCGCACUCUCCUCAGCCACCCAGACCUCACCGGCGAUAAGAUCCACCAGCUAUGGGAUGCGAUCUUACGAGACGUCUCCAAGACGGGCUCAAGCACACUGACUCACCUUGCCGUCAACGAAGGAAUCCCCCUCCAGACAGGUGCCAGGACCGGUGACGAGCUCGCCGCCGACAAGGCGGAGAACAUUCUUCGGACUCCCAGCGGCCUCAAGAUCCUGCAUGGCGACUUUGGUCCUCCCAGCAAUCCGGCCAAGCCCUCGGCCGAGGACUUCGAGGCUGCCUUUUGGGUGUCAACGAAGCAGAACGGCAUCUAUCAAACAUGGGCCCCGCGCUGGACCAUGUUCAGCCGGGGAAACAUCAAGGAAAAGACGCGUCUCCUUGACUUUCACAGCCAAACAGCCCCGGAAGCCAUGUCCCAUCGCCAUCGCCCAGCGUCGUUACUUAAAAACCAUUGGGCGGUGGACUUAUACGCCGGUAUCGGCUACUUUACCUUCUCUUACGCAAAGCUCGGCUUGAGGGUCCUCUGCUGGGAGCUGAACCCAUGGAGCGUUGAGGCCUUGCGCCGCGGUGCCGUCGCCAACGGUUGGCAGGUCAAGGUCGUCCAGGAUGACGACCUUGAGCAGCCUGCCGCGCAACUUCUCACAGGUGAUGAGCAGAUCGUUGUCUUCCUCCAAGACAACCAGAAAGCCACGGUCAGGAUAGCAGAUAUCCGUGCCUCGGGCACUGCUGUCGAUAUCUUACACGUCAAUGGCGGACUGCUCCCGACCAGCGAGCCCACGUGGCGACCAGCGUGGGACAUGACAGCCACCUCUCUUGACGGCUGCUGGCUGCAUCUCCACGAAAACGUAGGCAUCCAUGACAUCGAACCAAGACGCACGAAGAUUCAAAGCCUGUACGACGGCUGGGCGGCAGCGACGGAGAGCGGCCGGACGGCGGCGGUCGAGCAUGUCGAAUUAGUCAAGACGUACGCGCCCGAUGUCUGGCACUGCGUCUUUGAUGUACAUAUUACAAGAUCUAGUUGUGUUACAUGA
Molecule: messenger RNA, 1071 nt
Organism: Colletotrichum spaethianum
Lineage: Eukaryota; Fungi; Ascomycota; Sordariomycetes; Glomerellales; Glomerellaceae
Product: tRNA wybutosine-synthesizing protein 3
Exons: 1
Coding region: 1-1071 (356 amino acids)
Biological process (GO): tRNA methylation; wybutosine biosynthetic process
Cellular component (GO): cytoplasm
Molecular function (GO): S-adenosylmethionine-dependent methyltransferase activity; tRNA methyltransferase activity
Source: RefSeq, a predicted model, not a curated record